This is a messenger RNA of Metarhizium acridum CQMa 102, 1695 nucleotides long. RefSeq lists its product as uncharacterized. Gene Ontology annotation, molecular function: transmembrane transporter activity. Gene Ontology annotation, cellular component: membrane. The record is from RefSeq and is a predicted model, not a curated record. Gene Ontology annotation, biological process: transmembrane transport. NCBI's taxonomy places the organism in Eukaryota, Fungi, Ascomycota, Sordariomycetes, Hypocreales, Clavicipitaceae.
AUGAUUCCCAAGGCAGAGUCUGUCCACCGCCCUAAUGACACAUCAAUUGAACUGGACUGCAGUGUGCUCAGAGAUAAAUCCAGUUCCAAUUACAAUUUGACCUUUUGCACUCCAAGAGACAACAAGCAUGGUGCCGAGGCCUCUGUUAUUGAAGAUGCCGAGCAUGACCGUCAACUAACAAAGUCCACCGCCGCCGACGCUGCGGACAUGCGCCGCAUGGGAAGAAACCAGGAACUAGUCCGAAAUUUUCGCACGUUCUCGGUUGCUUCGUUUGCUGCGGUGGCUGGUGCGGGCUGGGAGUUUGGCAUGUUCCAGAUUACGCCUGCUCUUCUGGAUGGUGGCAGGCCGGGCUUGAUAUACUCGACCAUCUGGAAUUUCAUCGGCUUCGCCCCCAUAUAUCUGAGCAUGGCUGAAAUGGCUAGCAUGGCUCCAAUUGCUGGUGCCCAGUAUCAUUGGGUGAGUGAGUUUGCACCGGAGAGCAUGCAAAGAGUCCUCAGCUAUGUGAGCGGAUGGACAUCAACUCUGGCAAUGCAAGCUGGUCAAGCACUUGGCGUUCUUUUAACAGGCACCCUAAUCCAGACCACCAUUCUUGUUAAUAACCCGGAUUAUACAAGCCCGCCAUGGCACGUGUUUCUAUUCAUUGUCGCGGCUGUUAUAACAGCUUUUAUUGGCAGUAUCUGGGGUCAUCGGUCUUUACCACAUUGGCAAAACAUCGCAUUCGCCUUGCAUGUUCUGGCCUAUUUUGCUGUUUUAAUCCCUAUUUGGGUGAAUGCACCAAGGACUACGUCGGAGCAGGUAUGGACAGGGUUUGAGAACACAGGAGGAUGGCCGAAUUUGGCACUUGCCCUCUUGAUUGGCCAUAUGACUGGCGCGAAUUUUCAAGUUGGCAUUGAUGUGGCGGUGCACAUGUCCGAGGAAGUUCGGAAUGCGGCCUCGUCUGUUCCCAAGGCCAUGUUGGCAGUCUUCUUGUCCGGCUUUGUGUUGAUACUACCUCUUCUUCUUACGAUUGUAUACCACCUUCCGGAUAUUUCCGUUGCUCUCAAAGACGACACAGCUUACCCGGUUGUCUACGUGCUGCGACGGAGCAUGUCUAGCAAUUGGAUCACGGGCGUCCUUGUCGUUGUGAACUUCCUGGUAGUCUGUUCGAACGUUUCAUUCCUAACCGCCGCUAGUCGCGAUCUGUAUGCCUUUUCUCGCGACAAGGGGGUUCCCUUCUCCGACUGGAUCUCCAAGAUUGAUCCAAAACGACCCGUGCCUCAAAACGCAGCGAUUCUGACGAGCAUCUCCACGCUCGCAAUGGCGCUCAUUUACCUCGGCAGCCCUGUUGCUUUCUAUGCCAUUUCCUCGCUCUUCACCGUGGCCUUGCUCCAAUGCUACUGUUUGAGCAUUGGCUGCUUCUUGUGGAGAAGAAUCUACUACCCCGAGACCCUGCCGCAUGCCCAGUUCUCCCUGGGCAGAUAUGGGAUUCCGACAAACGCUGCCGCAGUCGUUUUUGGCUCAUGGACCUUCUUCUGGGCUUUCUGGCCAGAGUCAUAUCCCGUCACUGCACAAAAUUCCAAUUGGUCUUCGAUCUUGUUCGCAGCAGCUCUGAUCGGGGCACUGAUGCACUUUGCACUUGUCGGUCGACAUAGAUAUCACGGACCAGUUGCUUUGGUUGACGGAAGAAAAUUAAGGUCAUUCAGCCGGCAAGAUUGA